This is a messenger RNA of Phlebotomus papatasi, 11445 nucleotides long. RefSeq names its product SH3 and multiple ankyrin repeat domains protein 3 (gene Prosap). Gene Ontology annotation, cellular component: postsynaptic membrane; dendritic spine; postsynaptic density. Lineage: Eukaryota; Metazoa; Arthropoda; Insecta; Diptera; Psychodidae. The record is from RefSeq and is a predicted model, not a curated record. The transcript has 12 exons. Gene Ontology annotation, molecular function: ionotropic glutamate receptor binding; synaptic receptor adaptor activity. Bases 791 to 4720 code for a protein of 1309 amino acids.
AUGAAACCAGCAAAGAGAGUCGAAUCAGUUUGAGUCGAAAGUGCAAUGAGUGAGUUUGUUUCGUCGACGUGGAGAUAUUAUAUUUUUCACUAAUAGUGUCUUUUUACUAGUUUUAUCUACCAUUCCUGGGAUAAAUUGCAAUUCUGUCCGUUCUUCCGAGUUCUGAACGGAAAAUUCGGAAGAGCUUUUUGAGUAAAAAGUUCCUCUUCGCACAGUGAGGAGAGAUAACACGAACGAACUGUUUUAGUUUGCAGGACAAUAGUCCUGCUGUCAUGUGAAACGUCAAAUCCAUAUGUCAAAGUGACAGUAAUUUUAAGGAUAACUGGAAGGAGAUUAUUCUUUGAGUCGUAAAACGAAGAAACUGAUUGUGCUACAUUUUUUAUUUUUACAAAACAGAUUUAAUAACGGAUUUUUCACAAAUUUACCGAAUUUUAUGUGAAAAAUCGAGGAUUUUCAGUGAAGUGAAAAUUCAUCAAAGGAUCUUUUCGGACGGAUACACCCGAAAUAGCAACUUUUAGUGAAUUUGUGGAAGGUGUAUGGUUUAAGUGAGUGAAAUAGAGAAGAAAACUCUCAAAUUUCUGUGCUUGAAACAAGAGCCUAAAAGUGUGUCGUUUGUAAAAUCUCCCUUCUUUUUGGAUAAUUAAUUCGAGAGACACAGCAUUUCAUCGAUUUGGCGUCUACACAACGGUCAAUGAUGACAUAAUGGACUACCUUUUUUGCUAGGUGAACUGAAUAUCCAAUGAGGACACAUAAAUAGCCAGGCAGAGAGAGGAGAGCGAGAAAUUGAACCAUGGAUCCUGGAGGAUUCGUAAUUGAUGACGAUCCACCGCCACCGGGAUCACCAGAGCCUCGAGAUGGAUGGCUUCUGGUUCGGAUUCACGUGCCAGAACUCAAUGUGUCCAAGUGUCUCCAGUUUCCUGCUGAUCGACUGGUUUGGAAUGUCAAACAACAAGUUUUGGCAUCUCUCCCAAAGGAGCUGAAGGAGUCAUUCAACUAUGGCCUAUUCUGUCCUCCAUCGAAUGGAAAAGCUGGAAAAUUCCUCGAUGAGGAGCGUCGCCUUGGGGAUUAUCCUUUCAAUGGACCAGUUGGGUAUCUGGAGCUCAAGUACAAGAGGCGCGUGUACAAGAUGCUCAAUUUGGAUGAGAAGCAGCUGAAGGCUCUGCACACGCGGGCGAACCUGAGGCGAUUUCUUGAGUGUGUCGGCGGUGGACAUGUGGAGAAGAUCUCCAAGAUGUGUGCCAAGGGUCUGGACCCCAAUUUCCACUGUCCAGAAACGGGAGAGACGCCCCUCACGAUGGCCACGGGCGCCAAGAAGCCCAAUAAAUUGCUCAUCGCUCUAGUCAAUGGGGGCGCCAUUCUCGACUACCGAACCCGGGAUGGGGCCACAGCACUCCACAAAGCUGUUGAGAGGGAUUCCCUGGAGGCAGUCACAACUCUCCUAGAGCUGGGCGCUUCGCCAAACUACAAAGAUAUGCGAGGAAUGACGCCCGUGUAUUUGUCUGUGACGAAGAAAACGGACGCCAAGAUAUGCGAGAGUCUCCUCCACGAUCAUGCAUCACUCGGCACUCAAGAUACCCAAGGAUGGCAAGAAGUUCAUCAGGCCUGCCGCAAUGGUCUGGUCCAUCACCUCGAACACUUGCUGUUCUACGGUGCCGACAUGGAUAGCCAGAAUGCGUCCGGCAACACACCGCUGCAUGUUUGUGCUGUUAACAAUCAAGAGGCUUGCGCUAGAAUGCUUCUCUUUCGCGGUGCCCAACGAGGCUCCCUCAAUUAUGCCAAUCAGACGCCGUAUCAGGUCGCCGUAAUUGCUGGAAAUUUGGAACUCGCCGAAAUGAUCCAGAACUACAAAACUGAAGAUAUUGUCCCCUUCCGCGGUCCGCCAAGGUACAAUCCGAGACGACGCUCGGGUCUGGCGUGGGCGCCAUCGAGCGCCCUGGGGCGUCUCAUGGGGCCACCAUCGCCCUGCCCGAGCGAGCAUCCCUUCAGUUCUGCCAGUUCUAGCCUGUCGGAGAGCUCCUCCAGCCAUAGGAGUCAUGAGGAUGACAUCAGUAUUGUGACAGACAAAAGCAUCGGCGAUACUAGUGACAUCAUCAGCGAUUCAUCAGGAGUUGGAACAAGCUCAGAUAGUGCAGCCUGUUCCAUUGGACAUCCUAGUACUACAGUUGUAUGCAUGGAACGGUAUGUGGCUCAGCAACAGGGUCACUUGACCAUUCAACCAGGUGAUGUCAUCGAAGUGGUAGGUUCAACGGAUUGUGGUCUUCUUGAGGGGUAUGUCCGUGGAACCAAUCGAUCUGGCCUCUUUCCCAUCCAUCACGUUCAAGAGGUCAAUAUUCGUCAGAAGAACAUCACGAAUGUUUCGACAGCAAGUCAGGAAGUGGUUCAGCGUCAGACGCAAUUUGCACAAGACUUUAACACUGCCACUGAACCCCGAUUGAAGAAAGUCGGACUUUCGGAACCUCGUACGGUUGUACUGCACCGUGGAAAGCGAGGAUUUGGAUUUGUGUUGCGCGGUGCCAAAGCCACUUCACCCCUGAUGCAACUGAAGCCAUCUGACCGUUGUCCAGCUCUUCAGUAUCUAGAUGAUGUGGAUCCCGAUGGAAUUGCCGAUAUGGCUGGUUUACGCCCAGGAGAUUUCCUCAUUGCUAUCAAUGGUGAAGAUGUGAGAGCAGCAUCCCAUGAGCAUGUGGUCGAUCUCAUUCGGAAUUCUGGAGCUCUCGUGUCAAUGACAGUAAUUUCGCAAAUUUUACCAGGUCAGCAACCUCAGCCAGGACCACAGGGUGGCUUCCGGACUCCAUUAGCCAAUCGCCAAUGUGCUACUUUGCCACGUCACAUGUCAGGUCUGAUUCCCGGUCAUGGUGGCAAGAUGCCAGCCCCUAUGCCACCCCGUCGAGAUCCUAAAACCACCUUGAGUGUUGGAAGGGCCCGUGCCAAGUCAAUGGUAGCUGGUUUGGAGGGGGGUAGUGCUGCCGAUGAAGACGACUUGACAGCAACGGCAAAGUCAAGCUCAGCUGAAAGUAUCCACCAGAGCCAGAGUGCCGUAUCAACUCCUACCCAGGGUGGUCCAGGGACACCCAUCCAGCCCCGUACAGCAAGCAUUAAGGCUCGUCCCACUUCGGGCCGAAUAACCGCAGCUGAGCUAGAGGAACUCUUCCAGCGACAACAAGGCGAUUCUACUGCUGAUGCUCGAUAUUCGGCAAUGAUGACCAGCUCACGCUUCCAGUCUGCUGACAGUGGUACGCCGACACCCCAAGUUUCCCCACAGCGUGCUCCUCUCGUUUAUAGCAGUGUGGCCGAUAUGAAACGCAAGAAGAGUCGACAGGGAACUGGAGCUUCUCGUGCUAAGCCCUGUUCAAUUCCUCUCGUCAAUGGUGAGCUUCGGCGUAACUUCCACAGUACGCCGGAUCUUGCGACAGCUGGUCAAUGGGCUUCUGGCAGCGUCAAAGGACAUCGAAGUCAGGAUGAUGUACAUGUCUUACAUAAUUCAAUGCAGAGACUCAAUUUGCCACCUCCAACCCAUCCACCACCUCCUCCGCCUGUGGGUCAGGUGGUCAAAGUCGAUGUCUCUCGGUCUGAGUAUGAAAGUGCUGCAUCACUUCAGCAAAAGUUGAAGCAACAGCAAGCUGCAAAGGAGGCAUCAGAGGCCGUGGAGGUGAUGUCAAGCUUCCGACCAGCUACCAAUGCCAAACUCUAUGCAUCACCUCAGGAUAUCCGCACUGUAGGCUAUCGUGGUCGGUCUGAACCAAAUCGACGGCUCACAACUUCCAUCGUGGGUCCUCAGUCUGUUGGUGGUAAUCCAUAUGCUCAACCCUGUCGUUCCCUCUCGAAUGCAUCACAGAGACCCCAAGCACCUGUCCCGGCGGCAACCACCAUUCCGGCACCACCAAUUCCCGAUCCUGACUACAGUCUCAGUGAGUCAGAUGGUGAAGAGGACAACUCGGUGCUGCAGGCCAGGAUCACACCCAAGACUAAUGGCACCACGAAAGUGGAACCGGCUGCACCUGCAGAAAGUAGCGGGAACAGUAACACUAGUGGCAGCAGCACGGGAUCAAGUUCAAUGCCUCAUUCCUUCUCAGUGGAAGAGAUACAGAAGAUGCGUACGAAACUAAAGGCAUCCAAGUCAUAUCCGCACGAUUUGCUGGGUGGUCAAGGACAACAGGCUCAGCAACCACCAACGGGGAAUCGCAAUGGAAGUGUGCACCUCGAGGAGGGUGACAAUUCGUCAUCGGGUGUUAGUAGUGAUCAGGAGAUUGCUCUCAAUCCCCCUGAAGCGAAGCCGACUAAGGCUGCACCUCCACCACCAUUGCCCAAGCCGGUGGAGCCAGACGUUGAGGUGCGCAGCGACGAUGACGCCAGUCCCAGUCCGCCAGCCAAAGGAUUCCAGCGGCACAAUUCCCUCACACGCAAGCAGGCAGCUACAAUUGCCCUCAACCGAGCCUUGCAGACCAAGCCCGCUGUCUCUCUCACGCAACUCCCUCCACCAAUUGAGACAGAGUCCGAUGAUGCGGACUCGUGCGUUGCUGUGCCGCCACCUAUGAACCUGCUCCAUCAUCACCACCAUCGCCAUCACCAUCAUACCCUCAGACCCGCCAUGCCGGAGGACAACAUAGUCCUGGCGCCUCCCCCACAAUUCUGUGACUCUUUCGACAGCCACGCGAAUCCCCAGAGAAGUGUCCGGAUUGUGGGUGCCGUGCCCAAAGCCAACAAGAUGCACUCCCAGUAGAACAUAGUUUAGAACCCCCAUCCACGGAAUGUCAAAGGAAUGAAAGUCGGAACAAGUGAAAAUGUAAGAAUAAAUCUUGGCUGAGAAAGUUGCCUUGAGAUAUGGGUUUCAUUUUGGGAUUUGAAGCACUAAUUAGACUUAAAAAUCUGUUAAUGCAAUAAGCUCAGAAAGGACUCGAAGGACCAAAAUUACUCUCAAAUUUGAUAAUUGAUCAUGCCUUAAGUCAAUGAAAGAGCACAGAUUGAGGGAUAAAGAAAAAAAUCUUGCAUAAAACAAAUAUUCGAAGUUACAAAGUAAUUUAAAAGCGUUUCCGAAAAUCUAAGAAGAAUAAUCGAAAGUAGUUUGAUUCUCAAAUAGUGUCUUGGAUAAAAGGUAAAUGGAACUCUAUUUGCACAAAAAGUCAUUGGAGUUCGAAGAAUUCAAAUUCAAUUUCGAAUUUUAAUACUAAAUUUUCGAACAAGGUGGGAAAAAUAUAUCAAAUAUCGCACUAGAAAGUUAGCAAAAGAGUUACUCAGUGAUUAUGGAGUGAUCAAAUAAUGGGACAAGAACAGUAAGCGUCUUUGUUUUGCUUUUUCCCUCACAACAAUGUGAAGACCGUCACAUUUUGACACUUGAGCACUUCGAAAUUCGAUCAGAAUGCAACUUCCGCCACCUUGCGAAAGUAUCAAGAAGUAAGAAAGUCUCUUUUGAGCCCAAACAGAAGUAGAUUUUGAUUCUCCAAUAGUGUCUUGGAUAAAAGGUAAAUAGAACUCUAUUUGCACAAAAAAUCGUUGAAGUUCGAAGAAUUCAAAUUCAAUUUCAAAUUUUCAUACUAAAUUUUCGAACAAAGUGGGAAAAGUUUAUCAAAUAUCACACUAAAUAGCUGGCAAAAGAGUUACUCAGUGAUUAUGGAGUGACCAAAUACUGGGACAAGAACAAUAAAUGUCGUUGUUCUGUUUUUUUUUCCUCAGAACAAUGUGAAGACCGUCACAUUUUGAAACUUGAGUACUUCGAAAUUCGAACAGGAUAUAUCUCAGCUACCUUGCGGAAUUAUCUAAAAGUAAGAAAGUCUCUUUUUUGGAUCUUCAAAUAGAUUUUCGAAUUUUUCAAAAUCUACCUCUGUACGGAAAGUUUUUGGUUCUUCAAACAGAAUUUCGAAUAUUUCAAGAUCUACUUCUGUACGGAAAGAAUAGGGGACCGAUAUAUUUUGAUACUCAAGCAUUUCGAAAUUUGAACAGGAUAUACUUCAGGUACCUUCCGGAAUUAUCAAGAAGUAAGAAUACCUCUUUUCGGAUUUUCAAAUAGAUCAUCGAAGUUUUUAAACUUUAAAAGAAGGUACUCUAUUUGAGACUGGUAAGAAUCACUCUAUGAAUAAACUUAUUUUUUUAAUUGGCAUUUGAUUCGUUUCAAAUGAAAUACGCUCUAUUAAAACAGAAUAAGAAUUAUUUGGAAAAAUCGGAAAUAGUGCAAAUUGGCAAAUGCUUUAGAACUUCUUAUACAUCUCCCUAAAAAUUAGGAUAUAUUUAAUUUUGAGCAAAUAACAUGAGUUCGGAUGUUCGGAUAUAUUUUAUCAAAAAACUGGUUCACGUUACUUUCAAUACUCGUAACUACUUGUUGUAUAGAGUAAUUGAAAACUUUUGUGUGAAAACUCGAACAUUUUAUGGAAAGUUUGCGUAACCUGCCGCUCGAUCGUCAGAACAAUUUGUUCCAAUUUAAAGUUUUCAUCAGAUAUUAACACUUCCACAACAUCCCCUACAUCCUGAGCGAAAAACAAGACGGCAAAAUUCAUUAUAAGCACUAAAAUAGUAAUUUGUGCAAUAUUUUCCUUGAUAUUUUCUCAAUAUGUUAAAAUAAUUGAUUUGGUAUAACAGAUAUAUAAAUGUUAUUGAAGUCAUGAAAAAUUGCUACAUAAAAGAAUCCAAGUAAAUGGGACAAUAAUAAAAAAUUUAUCACAAAAACCGUAUUCAAACUCUUAGUCUAGAAAGUCUCUCGACAAAGUUUUUUUUUAUAGAAAGCAACCACUAGAGGGGAUUUUCCAAGACUCACUAGUUCAUAGAACAAUGUGCAACAUAUUGAAUUACCCCGUUUAAGUAAGAACUAAAAGAUCGUUUCUGCGAGGGUAUUUCGAAAUUAAAAAAAAAACUUUUAACAAUUCGAAAAUCGGUUCGAAAAGUCAAUAAAAAGAUAUUUUAAUUUCUUUAUGAUAUCGACAGAUGACUUUUGAAGUCUCUUGUUCGAAUUUCGAAGUACCUUGAGUGUCAAUAUGUUGGAAUUCACUUUGUCAUAAGAAAAAUCAAAGCAAAAAGCUUUACAAUUUCAUUUUCAUUGUAACUCUCAAAAGUGACUGAUUACAUUCUGAGACAGCUUCUUUGAGUAGUCUUUCAUAAAUUUUUACCCCCUGUUAGAAGAUUCUGUGUGAAAAUUCGAGAAUUUAAUUAAACUAUUUACAUUUAAGUCAAGACACUUUUAGGUAAUCAAACUUCUGUUGUGAAACAGACAGAUUUUCUUUUUCAUUUCCAGAUGGAUGUUAAAAGAAAAUCGAAAAUAGGCUUCGAAAGCUAAAGAAAAGGGUUUUUGACUUCAUUGUUCAUAAAUUUGGUGUCUCCAAUAUUUUAUGUUCGAAUUUCAAAGAGUUUCGGGUUCAAAUCUCCACUUGGUUAUAAAGGAAAACAAAGCAACGGCACUCUUAAUAUUCUUGUUCCAUUAAAAUUCCUAUGAUAAUUGUUUAGUAAUUCUUUUGAUAGUUUUUUGAUGUCAUAUUUCAUAAAGUUUAAAUUUUGCUCAAAAAUUCUGUUUGAAAACACAAAAUUAAGUUUAAAUUCUUCAGGUAUAAAAAUUGUAAAUUUCCAUUUGCAUUUUAUCCAAGAUACUAAUUGGUGAAUCAAAUUUUUUUCGUCAAGAGCGCCCUUUUCAAUAUUGAAUUUUAUUUCUUAUGCCUCUGGCAAAAACUGUUUAGGUCAGGAAAAUUUCAUAAAAUCGAAAUUCACAUCCCUUUCUUCCUCAAACGUUAUACGUAUAUCUAUCCCAAUUUUUAGCACUCAAAAUUUUUAUUGAACUAAUAUUAAAUUGUAAUGAUGUUAAACAAAAGAAGAAGAGUACGAAAUAGUAGGAUAGAAAUAUGCAAAGUUUGAGAAAGAAAGACUUUAUGACUUUCGAUUUAGGCCGAAAAAUGACUUAGUUAGUGGGAAACUGAUGGCAAUUUAGUCAAAUCAUUAUUUUGAUUAUAAUUACGUUAAGACGUCUCUCGGCUUAACCCUUUAAGGACGAAACAGUUUUCGCUGACCGAAAAUUAGCAAUAAAAAUGAAACCAAUAAACAAAACUUGUAAAACGUCUUACAUCUAACUUUCGAAAAGCAGAGUCUGAUUUGGUGUAUUUUUUGUCUCUAUGAAAAAUAGCGACAAAAAUAGCCCAAAAAUUUAUGUAAUUUUUCCUGCGAUACCAAUGACUUAAUUUUCACUCUAACGAAAAAUAUUAUGUUUGAGUAUUGUAGUUUCCUUUUCCAAAACGGUUUUGCUCAAAAAAAGUGGAAAUAUAAAAAAAAAUUUAAAAUUAAUUUUCAAUAUGAGAAUUUAAAAAUUCGCCAUUUUUGAGCUUCAAUAUUUACUAUACAGCAAAUAGGUGGAGACUUUCGAAAAAUAUCCUAGAUUCCUUUAACCUUCUACUUUGCAAUUGCGUAUAAACAUAAGAAAAAAAUAACUUUAGGUAGUUCAGGAAAAAUUAUUUUCUUUAUGGGACACCGGUGUUCCAAUCGUUCUUAAAGGGUUAAGUUGUAAAUAGGUCUAUGGCCAUUAAUUCGAAAGGGAGAUUUCGAAUUAAAAUAACCUCGCAUAAAUGGCCAUACUGGCUUCUGGAUUUAUUGCACAAAUGUGUGUAUACUUGAUCAAGCCAUAAAUAAUGUAAUUACGUUUGUAACUUCGAAAGAUUUUUUGAAUAUACAAAAAUUAAUUCAGGAUUUAUUUUAAAUCUCAACCUUUUUUAAAUGUACAUAUAUAGCGCUCUAUGAUUGACUAAAGCUUUGAAGGCUGUAAAUGCUUUCAGGUCAUAGUCAAUUAGAAAUUUCGAUUUAAGAAAAAUAUUUUAAAGGAUAAUAUAUUCAAUUUUAUGUGAAUAAUGCAUUAUUUCUGUUUUUCCCGAGUUUUUUUGUCCGUUCGAUGUUAUUACAAGGGGAAAACAACUCGCGAGUCUAGAACAUCUACCAACGUGAAUAUUGCGAAUAUUUCAUAAAUAUCGUGAAUAUCGCGAAUAUCGCGAAUAUUCCUGAAUAUUGCGAAUAUCGCGAAUAUUUAGGGAAAUAUUCGAAUAUUUUCUUCUUUCCAUAUAAAAAUGUGAAUAUUUUGUGAAUAUUGAUUCUACGACAUGAAAUUUUGGUCAGUUGUUUGCCCCUUGUGUUAUUAUGGUUUACCUCUGAGGGAGUCCCUUAUAGCUUCUACUCUGUUACAAAUUAGAGAAAUUUAUAUCCAAAUUGAAGCAAAUUUUCACAUUUGUGUAAGAAGAACGGUCAGAUAUGGUCAUAAAUUUCUCUACUGUGUAGGUGCCCUUAUGGCCACUACACACUAAAGAAAUUUAUGUCCAUAUUGAAGCAAACGCUUUAUGGCCUCUACACACUAGAGAUAAUUAUGUCCAUAUUGAAGAGUUUUUCCUACACAGGCGUAGGGAAUUUGCUUCAAUAUGGACAUAAAAUUCUCUAGUGUAUAGAGGCCAUUACACUUGUGUAUAAAAAACUCUUCAAUAUGGACAUAAAUUUCUCUAGUGUGUAGAGGCCAUUACAGAGGUAAAAUUAUUUAUAUAGCACAAUAAUGGCAUGCAGUUUUUAAUCAGCUUGCCGUUGAUAUGUUGAAAAUGAUGAAGGUUAAAAUGCAUAUUUCAAAUUCAGCGACAUUCUAAAAUGUUAGUCAUGUGGAAGUUUGGAAUUUUAAACACAAAUUCCAUACACAAUUAUUUUCCUGAAUUAAUUAAAUAGGAUUUCAUUGCCAAGGCCAACAAAUAGAGGAAACAGAAUAAAUUAUGCAAACUUGUGCUUGCAGAACUAUGAUUAAGUGAAAUUUGCAAACAGAGUUUGAAAAAUGAAUUCCGAUACUUUUGAAAACUACUCAGAGUACAAGUUUUGAGUAUACGAAAAGAAUAUAACUUGAUUGAGAGUUUUUUUUGCCAAAGAAAAGAAGCUCUUGAUGCAGAAAACUUAUUAAGAACUCUUGGUAAGAAAAAUUUUCAUUGAACUUUCAGUUAUUGAAGAUUACUAGCCUUUAGGAAAUUAUAAGUUUGAUACGAAAUUUCUUGUUCCGACUUGCAUUUCUGUGUACAUUAUGCAAAUCUUUCCUCCAAUUGUUCAUUCGGCAAAUCGUAAUAUUGAAAGGGUAUUAAAAAGAAAAAGAAAACAGUGUCUAAAUGUUAGUCAAUGAAAAUGUUCAUUAAUUCACUUACACAAUUCACAUUCAUUGCUAAAAUUUACUAUAAAGAAAAAAAGAUACGUUUUUGAGAGAAAUUAUGGUAAUAAAAAGUAUAAGAGAAUUCGCAAAUUGAAAACAGAAAAAGUUAUACUUGUGCUUUUGAAGGAUAUAUAGAGAUUAUUCUCAAUCGAUUAAAAGAUGGAUAAAAAAAAAGAAAAUUUAUACCCGUAAAAGAAAGUAGAUAGAAAUGCACGAGAUAGUUUAAUUUUCCAGAAAUAAAUACACACACGACUUUGAGAGAAGAAAAGAUGGACUUUGAGAAAAUUUUUUGCUCAAAACUUUUGGCCUCAAGAAACUCAUUCAUAAGAAACUUCAUCAAGACACUGAAUUUUCCCUCCGUUAAGCACCAACUUAUCACAAAGAACAACGAAGAAUUUCGUGACAUCUCUUUUUUGGAAAAAAAAAUUAUUGAAUUUUUAAAAGAAACUUUUUUACUUCAAAUUUCACAGGAUUAACCGUAACAAAGACAGAAUUAGGUAAUUGGAACAAAAGCCUACACUUUUGAUGAUAGACCAGCCCUUAAACUGAUUUUUUCAAUUUGAUAAUACGAACAUAUUAACAGAAUUUUGAAACUGAUGGUAGCAAAGUAAACUUCUUAUAGGCAUCAAUGAAAAUUCUUAGCUAUUUACACCUUUGCAGAAGAUUUUUAAUUUUUUUUAUAUUAUAUAUAAAAGAAAAAAAAACGAUACAGAAAUAAUUACAAUUCAUUGAGGCAUGAUAGAAGAAUUCACUGAAUUAACACUGAUUAACAAGAUUGAUAAACAAUUUAAGGUAUAAUAAAUUUUUAGGUUUUCAUUGUAUUGUAUUUUUUGGUAUUAUUGUAAUUUUGUGAUAUAAAAUUAAUUAAAUUUGCAAUUAUUUUGAAAAUAAAUAUAUUUAGUUGUGACAAUAGCCCUAAGUUCACUUGUAAGUUAAUUUAUAUUAAAUGAAGAUUAUUAAUUUGCCUUCUCCAAAAAAAAAAAAAAAGAAACAUUAUACUUUCACAAGGUGUGUUAUAUUAAUUUUGUGGAUUAUAUUAGCAAAAAUGUUUAUUUAGACAGACGAACACAAAGUACGGAAAUACAAAUAGAAACAUUUCUCCCCUGUUGGUUCAAUUCGAUUUUUGUAGAUUUAAAAGAAAAAAGGAAAAAAGUAAUAUAUAAAGCCAGAUAAAUUGAAUGAAAAUCGGAGAAAAAAAUUACAAUUACACUAUCUACUGUUAAAUGGAUUAUUAUCAGUACGUAAAAGUAAUUAAAAUAUAACAAUCUUGAAGAGCGAAAGAAGUAACAUUGCAAGAAUAAAUUCAAUUUAAAACAUUA